Dimorphilus gyrociliatus is the source of this 1510-nucleotide messenger RNA. Lineage: Eukaryota; Metazoa; Annelida; Polychaeta; Dinophilidae. The record is from the annotation of a GenBank genome assembly.
AAUGGAGAUGAAUGAAUAUUUAGUAAAGGAGGAUCCUUUAAUAUGUACAAUAUGCUUAGAUUUAUGGAUUGGAAAGAAUCCUAGAGCUCUACCUUGUCAGCAUACAUUUUGCGAAGAUUGUUUAAAAACAACUAUCGCUAAUAAAUGUAUAGUUUGUCCUCAGUGCCGUUUACGAACUCAACUACCAAAUGGCAAGAUAUCUGAUUUACCUAAGAGUGUUUUCGAUAGUAACAUAACGAUAAAUUCAGUUCAAUUUUGCUCUAGACAUUAUCAAAAGCUUAUAGAACCAAGAUUUGUUUGUCAAAGUUGUCAUAUGGAGAAUUUAUGCGAAGAAUGCCUCAAUAAUUGCCAUACUCAAAGUACUUGCGUCAUAAAAUCGCACGAAUCUAUAAAACAAGAUUCAAAAGAAUUUAAAGAUAACUGCCAAAAGCAUAUAAACCAAUGGACAAUUUCAAUUAAAAAUGAAAUUGAUUACCUUCAAAAGAAACUAUUUGAAUUAGAGAAAACUUGGUAUAGUACAAUUAGAGAGAAAUUAAUAAAAUUAAGAAAUAGGAUAGAGAAAUACGAAGAAGAUAAAUUUGGAAUACUUAAGACAAUAUCCGAAAAUAUUGAAAAUACAUUUUUCGACGAAGAUCUAUGGAUAGAAAGUAUUAAAACUAUUACAAAUACUGUAUUAAUUGAUAAUAAUAAAUUGGAAAUUCAAAUUGAUUACGAUAUAAUGGAAAGUGAAUUGAAUGAUUUAAAAAUAAUUAAAACUUCUAGCGAAUUAACUACAAACUCUCCAUUUCAUACUUGCUUCUCAUUUGGUACAGAUGGAUACUACGGUCUCAAUCCUAUAAUAGAUGCAAAGAAACUUCUUUAUAUAUCAGGUUUAAAUGUAAAUAAUAACAAACAAUUCCAAUUAGAUAAAUCUAUAUCCAAUUUUGUUAUUUCGGACAAUUAUAUUUAUGCGUUAGAAGAGGAAACUGGUAGAUUAUUAAGUGCUAAGAAACCUUUUGAUCAAAUGAUUAAUUUAAAUAUUAUCAAUGAAGAUGAAAAAUUUGAUAGUCUAGUUAUCACAGAAAAUAUAGAUAUUGAUGAAAGAUAUGCUCUUCUAAAUACAACUGAUUCAACUUUAAUAUUUUUAAAUAAUGAUAAAUUUAUUUGGAAAAAUACGUCGUUAUCUUCUGCUAUAGCUGAUUUUUGUAUUCUAAACAAUGGAACUUCAAUUGUAGCUUCAAAAAAUCUUUUAUUCUUUUUUGAUAAAGAGGAUGGUAACAUUUUACGUAAAAUCAAAACGGAAAUAUCCAUUCCUAUAUCAGUUUGUUCUCAUCCUAAAUCUGGAUUUUUUCAAGUUAAUCUUAAUGAAUCUAUUAUAAAAUACUAUGACGAUAAUGUAAACUUGAACAGAGUGUAUUUUGUCGGCUAUAGUCCAUGGUGUAUAAGAUUUUCAAAUUGUGAUCAAUUCUACCUUAUUAACGAUAUUGUUAUGUCUAAUCAUAUCUUUUUCAGAUUUAAAUUAACUAUUUAA